AUGGCAACUUGUUUUAAGCAGCAACCGCAGCCAAGCAUGAAUAAUGGAGAUGACUCAGUGAUACUCUUUUCAACCUCAAACUCCCCUGAAGAAUCCACCAGCCCUGCCUCUUCUUUCUACUACUCAUCUCCACCACCCCACCAUUCCAGCAAUAACCCAACUUACAAGCUCACAAAGAAGCCUAAGCCAGUUAGCAUUCUCAAAUCUGUCUCUUUUUCUGCCACAAGUUCUGAAAUUCUUGCCAUUGUUGGCCCAAGUGGCACUGGAAAAUCUACCCUUUUAAGAAUAGUAUCAGGGAGGGUGAAAGAUAAUGACUUCGAUCCCAAAUGCGUCUCGAUCAACGAUCAUCAGAUAACUAGUCCUGCUCAAUUGCGAAAGAUAUGUGGAUUUGUUGCACAAGAAGAUAAUUUGCUUCCUCUGCUCACUGUGAAGGAAACUUUGAUGUUUACUGCCAAGUUUAGGCUCAAAGGUAUUGGUGCAAAAGAGAGGGAGGAUAGGGUAGAGAGGUUAAUGCAAGAGCUCCGUCUUGUACAUGUCGCGGAUAGUUUCGUUGGAGAUGAAGAGAACAGAGGGAUAUCUGGUGGAGAGAGGAAAAGGGUAUCAAUUGGUGUUGAUAUGAUUCAUGAUCCACCAAUUUUGCUCCUUGAUGAGCCAACUUCAGGCCUAGACAGCUCUUCAGCUCUUCAAGUCAUUGAGAUGCUUUCUACAAUGGCCAAAUCAAAGCAAAGAACUGUGGUUUUAUCAAUACACCAACCCAGCUAUAGAAUUCUCUAUCACAUCUCUAGCUUUUUGAUCCUCUCUCAUGGCUCUGUUGUCCAUAAUGGUAGCAUUGAAUUACUCGAAGAAACAAUAAGCAAAUUGGGACUGCAAAUUCCAGUGCAACUUAAUGCAAUAGAAUUUUCCAUGGAAAUAAUAGAGACACUGGAAGAUUCGUAUUCAAGAACUGAUCAAAUAUCUGGGACAGAGAACAAAGAACCAUACUCCUCAUCAUGGCCAGAAGAAGAAAUUGUCAGAGAUCAACAAGAUAGCGGAAAGAUUGGUACAUAUUAUUUUUCUAGUUUGUAUGAGAUUAUGUUUUUGUGCUCAAGAUUUUGGAAGAUAAUUUAUAGAACAAAGCAGCUGUUCUUGGCGAGAACAAUGCAAGCUCUUGUAGGAGGAUUUGGCUUGGCAAGCGUAUACAUGAAAGUGAGGAAGGAUGAAGAAGGAGUAGCAGAGCGGUUGGGCCUCUUCGCUUUCAGUCUCAGUUUUCUCCUCUCUUCUACAGUUGAGGCGCUACCGAUAUACCUUCAAGAGCGACGUGUUUUAAUGAAGGAAGCCUCAAGGGGUGCCUAUAGAAUCUCCUCUUACAUGAUUGCCAAUACCUUUGUCUUCCUACCCUUCUUGUUUGCAGUGGCAAUUCUCUUUUCUGUUCCUGUGUAUUGGCUAGUAGGACUCAAUCCUUCUAUUGCUGCCUUUGCUUUUUUCACUUUCGUGGUUUGGCUCAUCAUUUUGAUGGCUAGUUCUCUGGUGCUCUUUUUGAGUGCAGUCUCUCCUGACUUCAUAUCAGGAAAUUCUCUUAUCUGCACAGUUCUUGGAGCCUUCUUUCUCUUCUCUGGCUACUUCAUUCCAAAAGAGAGCAUACCUAAAUACUGGCUCUUCAUGUAUUAUGUUUCCCUUUAUAGGUAUCCACUGGACACACUGCUGAUAAACGAAUACUGGAGCAUUCAAAGCGAGUGUUUCUCUUGGCAUCCUCAAGAUUACUCCCACUCAAAAUGUUUGCUCACAGGCAAUGAUGUGUUGAAGAGUAGGGGACUUGACAAGGACACCAGAUGGACCAAUGUGGGGAUCAUGUUCGGCUUCUUUGUGUUCUAUCGUGUGCUUUGUUGGAUAAUUCUGUCUCGAAGGGCUUCGAAAACAACAAUCUAG
Prunus armeniaca (apricot) is the source of this 1905-nucleotide messenger RNA. Lineage: Eukaryota; Viridiplantae; Streptophyta; Magnoliopsida; Rosales; Rosaceae. The record is from the annotation of a GenBank genome assembly.